AUGACGGAGCACUGUUUUGACUUCUCGCAGGAUGAGCUGGAUGAACUUCGGGCUGAAAUGGAAGAAAUGCGUGACAGCUAUUUAGAGGAAGAUGUUUACCAGCUGCAGGAGCUCCGGCGAGAGCUGGACCGGGCAAACAAGAAUUGCCGCAUUCUGCAAUAUCGUCUCAGGAAAGCGGAACAGAAAAGCUUGAAAGUUGCACAAACAGGCCAUGUGGAUGGAGAGCUCAUUAGGAGCCUGGAACAAGAUUUAAAGGUAGCCAAAGAUGUUUCUGUCAGACUGCACCACGAGCUGGAGAGCGUGGAGGAGAAACGUGUCAAAGCGGAAGAUGAAAAUGAAAUCCUUCGGCAGCAAAUUAUUGAGGUGGAAGUAUCCAAGCAGACACUGCAAAAUGAGCUGGACAAGUUAAAGGAG
Cariama cristata (Red-legged seriema) is the source of this 414-nucleotide messenger RNA. Its product is annotated as microtubule cross-linking factor 1-like. Gene Ontology annotation, cellular component: midbody; lateral plasma membrane; apicolateral plasma membrane. Lineage: Eukaryota; Metazoa; Chordata; Aves; Cariamiformes; Cariamidae. The record is from RefSeq and is a predicted model, not a curated record. Gene Ontology annotation, biological process: microtubule bundle formation; establishment or maintenance of epithelial cell apical/basal polarity. Gene Ontology annotation, molecular function: microtubule binding. The transcript has 2 exons. The annotation marks the transcript as partial.